AUGGCGCUGUCCACAGAAAAGGUGAAAUACCCUGAAUGGUUGCAGAUUCGGAGUGAGUCAUUAGCAGAUCCUGAUAAUCUUGUUAUCAGCUCCCGUCUAUUAGACUAUAUUGAGGACAUUGUGGAUAUAAAUACAGACGAAAUCAAACAAUCCGAACCAUUGCAGCAGCGUGCCCACUUCGAUUUUGAUAGAAUUCUCAACAAGUUCCCUUACUUAACAUCUUAUUGGAAACGCUAUGUCACUGUUGAAUAUGCUCUAAACGGCCUUGAGAGUUCGGCACUUAUUCUAGAGAGGGCUGUGUUAAGCUUCCCUCAGUGCAUCGAUCUCUGGAUCGAUUAUAUCAAUAUUGUGGUUGCCAACAAGCUCAAGAUUGAUUCGGAGGUGAAAAAAUUGUUUGAAGAAGCAUCUCAUCAUGUUGGAAGACAGUAUAUGUCUGAUCCUUUUUGGGACUUGUAUCUUGAGUGGGAGGAAAAGCAUUCAGGGAAGAACUCCAAUGCAUAUAUUGACCUAUAUUUGACGAUUAUUAGGAUACCACUGCAUCAAUAUGCACGCUACUUUGAAGCAUUCAGCAGUUUGCGUGACAGUUUCACUAUAAAAGAUCUAAUACCAGAACAGCAUCUUAUUUCUCACGAAGAUACUACUCUCAUAAGCUCUAUGCAAUCCUUGAAACUUAAGAGCAUCGAGAACUGGGACCAGUUAAAUGACAAGAGUGCCAGUUUACUUCUCCAGGACUAUUUUUACCGUGUAUUUGUAGAGACCGAGAAGGGAACUAACAGUCGGUGGGAGUAUGAGAGUAAGAUCGACCGCAUAGAGUUUGAUGCCACACCCGUGACGGAUGAAGAUCUAGAUGCCUGGAAUACGUAUCUUGACUAUGAAGAGACACAGGGCGAUGUUGCUCAAAUAAUAUCGUUGUAUGAGAGAUGUCUCAUACCGACAUGUUCGUAUCAAUCUAUAUGGAUUAGAUAUCUCAAAUUUCUGAUUGCAGAGACCCAUGAUAACGAUAGGAUUGUCUACCUUUUUAAUAGAGCCUGCGAUACGUUCGUCCCCAAAGAGUUUACCAACAUAAGAUAUAUGUUUGCUAAAUUUUAUGAAGAGACUCUGCACGAUUUCGAUGGUGCUAAGGAGGUAUACUUCAGCCUUGUUAGUGAAUAUCCAUACGAGUGUAGACCUGUUACGGAGACUUUUCAAUUUCUAUAUAGACAAAACAAGGACAAAGAUUCAGUUGUGAAGGAUGCAUUGACGACUGUGAAAAUUUACAUUCAGGAUCAUUACGAUAUCGUGAGAAAUCCCAGAAAAAUCACUUCUUUAGGUGGAUCAAUUAUCAAGUCAACGCAUUUUCAAGCUCUUUAUAGACUACUAAACUUCAAAAACGUGUCUCAGCUCAUAGUGGAAGCAGGAAAAGUGUUUUGGCUAGAAAGGCACCUAAUAAAGAAAACCAGGCAACUUCUAAUCUCACUCUUUAAAGAGGAUCUUGUCAAAUCAUCUAUACCGUACUGGUAUUUCUUCUUUAAAUUCGAAUUAUGCCAGAGGAAUAAGAAGAAUCUUUCGAACAUUGUCAACUAUAUCAAAUAUUUUGCACAGAUGCCAAUUGCUGAGGUCAACUACUUGAUAUCUGCUUACAACGACUUUGCGUUUAAGAACUCGUCUAAAGCAGAGCUCAUAGGGACAUCUCGUGAAAUCGUGCGCCAUUACUUAGAGACAGAUGUUGAAUCAUCAACGGCGAUGAAGCACUUUCUCAAAUCACGACUCUCCACUGAUCGCAACGAGGAACUAACUAAUAAGAGACUUCAAGUGGAAAACGGUCACCCUUCUGGAAAACGGGAUGGAAGACCUCGAAUCAACAACACCAUUGAUUACACUUUGAGACUAAGUGAAAUAGGAGUGCCGGCUCUCCCUGAAUUCAGUAAUGUGGAAAGAGCAAAUACCCCUGUGGAAUAUAUUCAUCCUGUAGAAUAG
This is a messenger RNA of Brettanomyces nanus, 1956 nucleotides long. RefSeq lists its product as uncharacterized. The transcript has a single exon. Bases 1 to 1956 code for a protein of 651 amino acids. Gene Ontology annotation, biological process: RNA processing; mRNA 5'-splice site recognition. Gene Ontology annotation, molecular function: protein binding. Gene Ontology annotation, cellular component: U2-type prespliceosome; commitment complex; U1 snRNP. The record is from RefSeq and is a predicted model, not a curated record. NCBI's taxonomy places the organism in Eukaryota, Fungi, Ascomycota, Pichiomycetes, Pichiales, Pichiaceae.